UAAAAGACCUCAAACGCCGUCGUUUCAGUUAAGCAUACAACUGCAGUACUGCGUAUAUAAACGCCGGACACGCCGCGUCUCCUGUGAUCUCCGAACAACUCAAAUCCUACACUUCAGUACUUCACCUCCAAUGGCGGACUCCGACUCUCAGCCUUCAAAUUCACACAGUACUCAAAAUGCGCCCGUCGAUGGUAACCUCCUUGCCGCCAAAUCCCUGGCACGCUUUGGCGUGUCCCACAUGUUCGGUGUGGUGGGAAUCCCUGUUACUUCACUAGCGAAUCGCGCCGUCUCUCUUGGCAUCCGAUUCAUCGCUUUCCACAAUGAGCAGUCUGCGGGAUACGCUGCCUCUGCAUAUGGGUACCUCACUGGCAAGCCGGGGCUGUUACUCACUGUCUCCGGUCCGGGUUGCGUCCAUGGGCUCGCUGGCCUCUCCAACGCCAUGGCUAACACUUGGCCCUUGGUCAUGAUAUCCGGCUCCUGUGACCAGAAGGACGCCGGCAGAGGCGAUUUCCAAGAGCUUGACCAGAUUGAGGCCGUGAAACCCUUCUCGAAGUUUUCAAUUAAAGUGAGGAGUAUCGAGGAAAUACCGAAUUGUGUUGCUCAAGUUCUUGAUAUCGCGGUCUUGGGCCGGCCAGGAGGGUGUUAUUUGGACAUUCCUUCUGAUGUGUUGCAUCAAACGGUAUCAGAAUCGGAGGCAGAGGAUUUAAUACUGGCGGCAGAGAAGUCCAGAAAUAAGGAGCCAGUCGAGAAAGUGGAGGGUUCUGAGAUUGCAAAAGCAGUGUCUAUGCUUAGAGAGGCGCAAAGGCCGUUGAUUGUGUGCGGAAAAGGGGCGGCUUAUGCAAAAGCUGAGAAUGAAUUGAAGAAGCUGGUUGAUACUACUGGAGUUCCCUUUUUGCCUACACCAAUGGCGAAAGGAUUGUUGCCUGACACACACGAGCUUGCUGCAACUGCGGCGAGGUCCCUAGCGAUUGGUAAAUGCGAUGUUGCACUUGUUGUGGGUGCCAGGCUGAAUUGGUUGUUGCAUUUUGGAGAGGCGCCAAAGUGGUCUAAAGAUGUGAAAUUCAUUUUGGUGGACGUAAAUAAGGAAGAAAUUGAAUUAAGGAAGCCACAUUUAGGUUUGGUUGGAGAUGCAAAACUGGUAUUAAAUAUGAUAAACAAGGAUAUUAAGGAUGAUCCAUUUUGUUUGGGGAGGUCACAUCCAUGGGUAGAGGCCAUUUCAAAGAAGGCCAAGGAAAAUGUGGCAAAAAUGGAGGCUCAGUUGGCGAAGGAUGUUGUGCCAUUUAACUUCUUGACACCAAUGAGGAUCAUAAGGGAUGCAAUUAUUGGAGUGGGGAGCCCAGCGCCAGUUCUGGUUUCUGAAGGGGCAAAUACCAUGGAUGUUGGUAGAGCAGUGCUGCUGCAAACAGAGCCAAGAACGAGGUUGGAUGCUGGGACUUGGGGGACAAUGGGAGUUGGAUUGGGAUAUUGCAUUGCAGCGGCAGUUGCUGCACCUGAUCGGCUUGUGGUAGCUGUUGAAGGGGACUCAGGAUUUGGUUUCAGUGCCAUGGAAGUUGAGACAUUGGUUCGAUAUCAGUUGGCUGUGGUUGUAAUAGUUUUUAACAAUGGUGGUGUUUACGGUGGUGACCGGAGGACUCCUGAAGAAAUAACUGGGCCUUACAAAAAAGAUCCCGCACCAACUUCUUUUGUCCCUGGUGCUGCUUAUCACACACUAAUUGAAGCUUUUGGUGGGAAGGGUUAUCUUGUUGGGACUCCUGAUGAACUCAAGUCUGCCCUUACUGAAUCCUUCUCUGCACGAAAGCCUGCUGUAAUAAAUGUCACUAUUGAUCCUUAUGCUGGCGCUGAAAGUGGGAGACUGCAGCACAAAAAUUGAGAUGAAGCUCUGAGAAGAUUCAGGUGUUUUAAGCUAAUAAAAGGUGUCGAGACUCGAGAGGUCGUGGAAAUUGUGUGCUAGAGACUCUCUGCAGUCAUUGAGGAAGCAUUUGUCAGUAAUUUUCUUACCAUGAGUAUGUGCAGCCAUGUUUACCAUUGUAAUGCUUUUUCGUAUAUAGCUAGUUUUGUCUUUGGGAACGUCAUUGAUCAUAAUUGAGUGUUAUUGACUACGUUGAUGUCCUGCUUCUAUUGUCGCCGUGUUAAUUUAUGUGCAACGUUGUGCUUGUUGAGGAAUAAUACAUGUUUCUGUGUGCCUUUGAUUCUCCUUAUUGAAAUCAUAUCACCAUUUUGUACCAA
This is a messenger RNA of Tripterygium wilfordii, 2226 nucleotides long. Its product is annotated as 2-hydroxyacyl-CoA lyase-like. The transcript has 3 exons. NCBI's taxonomy places the organism in Eukaryota, Viridiplantae, Streptophyta, Magnoliopsida, Celastrales, Celastraceae. The coding region runs from base 131 to 1870 and encodes 579 amino acids. Gene Ontology annotation, biological process: fatty acid alpha-oxidation. Gene Ontology annotation, molecular function: catalytic activity; magnesium ion binding; thiamine pyrophosphate binding. Gene Ontology annotation, cellular component: peroxisome. The record is from RefSeq and is a predicted model, not a curated record.